Molecule: messenger RNA, 633 nt
Organism: Caenorhabditis briggsae
Lineage: Eukaryota; Metazoa; Nematoda; Chromadorea; Rhabditida; Rhabditidae
Gene: Cbr-rab-19
Product: Protein CBR-RAB-19
Exons: 5
Coding region: 1-633 (210 amino acids)
Molecular function (GO): GTP binding; GTPase activity
Source: RefSeq, a predicted model, not a curated record
AUGGACAGCGAUGAUGGGUUUGAUUAUUUGUUCAAAAUUGUGCUUGUCGGUGAUAUGGGAGUGGGGAAAACUUGUGUAGUUCAACGAUUUCGGAGUGGAAAUUUUGUGGAUCGUCAAGGAACCACAAUCGGAGUUGAUUUUACCAUGAAAACGCUCAAUGUUGAUGGGAAACGCGUCAAGCUUCAAAUAUGGGACACAGGAGGUCAAGAGAGAUUCCGAACAAUCACACAGUCCUACUAUCGAUCUGCUAAUGGAAUAGUACUAUGUUAUGACAUUACGUGCAAACAAUCAUUUGGCAGUCUUCAGCGUUGGAUUGAUGAUGUGUCGAAGUUUGCAGCACCGAACGUUGCAAAGCUUUUGAUUGGUACAAAAUGUGACCUGGAAGAUCAACGAGCAAUAGAAACAGAAGAGGCGGAACUGCUGCAGAGAGCUAAUGGAAUGUUUGAAAUGCUUGAGACCAGUGCUAAAAAUGAUAUCAACGUUGAUAAUGCGUUCCUCGAAUUAGCGACGAUUCUCAAGCGUCAGUAUGAUCAAGGAGUUGUUGAACAAGGAGCGAGCGGUACUUUCCAGCUCGGAUCAGGCGGAACCACAUCGAUAAAUUCACCAUGGCAACGAUGUUGUCAAUAUGCAUAG